Molecule: messenger RNA, 1538 nt
Organism: Elaeis guineensis (African oil palm)
Lineage: Eukaryota; Viridiplantae; Streptophyta; Magnoliopsida; Arecales; Arecaceae
Molecular function (GO): protein binding
Source: RefSeq, a predicted model, not a curated record
CCUAAAGACGGGGUGUACCGUUGUAGCAUCGUAAGCAAACCACCGUCCUUCCUCGUCGCUGUCGAAGCCUCCUUCCAAAAUGCCAGCGAUCGUUCCCUCUCCUCUCCUUCAUCUCCUCUUCCUCCUCGUUAGCUUCUCUUCAGCAAUCUCGGACUCGGAGGUGGUGCUGGAGUCCGGCUACACUGUGUCCACCGUGCUAGACUGCAACAAACCCCUCGCCGUCGCCGGCCUCCCCUCUUCCGCCGCUGUCUACCCCUUCUCCCUCCUCCCCCGGCCCCAAUCUCGCGACCUCCUCCUCCUCGACUCCUCCGGGUCCGCCUUCUACUCCCUCGUCAUCCCCCUCUCUCAAGAGGGCGAGGUCAGGCUGUUUUCCGGCAAGGGUGUCCCGGGCUUUGCCGAUGGGGAUCCGCUGGCCGCGAUGUUCAAGAACCCCAGGAGUUUCGCGAUUGAUUCCAAGGAUAAUGUCUACGUGGCGGAUCGGAGCAAUCAUGCCAUUCGGAAGAUCAGCAGAUCAGGCAUGACCACCACAAUUGCUGGAGGUUACUCAGAGAAAACAGGGCAUAUUGAUGGGCCUGCUCAGAAUGCAUCCUUUUCAAAUGAUUUUGAGCUGGUGUAUGUUCCCAAAAUAUGUGCCUUGAUGAUUUCUGAUCGUGGAAAUAGGCUGAUUCGCCAGAUGGAUUUAAAACCAGAAGACUGUGCACAUGAAUCCCAAACAGGGCUCGGAGUGACAUCUGUAUCUGUGAUUGCAAUCUUUUGUGCACUCUUUGGCAUAGUUCUCGGGUUUAUAGCUCGCCCAUUUUUCACUCGCAAUACAGGAAGUCUCCAGCAGCCACUUUACCAGCAAGACGUGGAAGCAUUACCAAACCAAUCUGAGGAGACUAGCUCCGAUGACCUGCUCCGACGUCAAAAACGCAGUUGCUGACUCCAUACUCCCUGUUCUCUUGAUUAAACUUGUUAAUUUGAGUCUUUGCUAUCUGUCUACUGUAUUUCGUAAUAUUAUUCUAGGAAUUCGAGUUUGGUUUGGGGAAAGUGUUCCAUUGCUUGAAUCUGAUGUAAGGUGCCAUAGUGGUAUUACAAAGUCACCAGUUCUUGCUGAUCAGUUGGGGGAUAUGAUCAGUUUUGAUGGGGAUAUGGAUGUUUUGGAGGUAACUAAUUGCUCUAGGAAGGAAGAUGAGACGAAGGAUGCUUCAAAAUGGAGCCAUGGGAAAAUAGAAGACAUGAUGAGGGCCAACUUAACCGAUUUUGUUUGUAGAGCCAACCAAGGCCAGAUGGAGGAGCUCGCCGUCUGCAGUUCUUGUCUGGUUAGGAGGAGGCCUAGGGAACUUGAUGGGCUGUAACCGUGAACUCGAUAGCUUAUGUUUUUUGCUGUUCCAACUGUUGCCUAUGAGUGGUGAAGUUGUACUAAAAUAUGAAUUCUGCUGUGUACUUAUCUACAAGUUAACGAACUGUCGUGCUUUUUAUCACUAUACGUGUAGUACUGCACUAUUUGUGAUGUUAGCGACUUGGAAAUUUUAUUUUUAUUGUUCACAUUGUCGCCA